Messenger RNA from Lates calcarifer (barramundi perch), 4155 nucleotides. Its product is annotated as sterol regulatory element-binding protein 1-like. Gene Ontology annotation, biological process: regulation of transcription by RNA polymerase II. Gene Ontology annotation, cellular component: nucleus. The record is from RefSeq and is a predicted model, not a curated record. Gene Ontology annotation, molecular function: RNA polymerase II cis-regulatory region sequence-specific DNA binding; protein dimerization activity; DNA-binding transcription factor activity, RNA polymerase II-specific. Lineage: Eukaryota; Metazoa; Chordata; Actinopteri; Centropomidae.
AGUGAUGACUGAAUGAGCCUCAGUGUUUGGCUUGGUUUGACAAGUUUCCCUGCACGACCAUGGCGGUGGGAGAGAGUUGUUAGUUGUCACACAGGUAGAGAGUUGCAGCUCCCUCUGUGCGUGUUUCAGGUACACUUCUUGGCACUAGGCGCUUCGGCAAAUGUAGGGACGUGAGAAGUGUCCGAUUUUUUCUCUUCUGAGCGAUUCGACAGCCAGCAAAGUCUACACUGGGAAGACAGACACGAGAGCAAAGAUGAACAGCCUAUCCUUUGACGAUCCCUCGUUGGAUAAUCUGGAUCCUACACUGUCGCUCAAUGACCCCAGCGAUAUUGACACGGCUCUCUUAAGCGACAUUGAUGAUAUGUUACAGCUCAUCAACAACCAGGACAUGGAGUUUGGAGGACUCUUUGAUAACCCUCCAUACACAGGGCCCCCUCCCACCCAAGAGCUUCCUGGUUUGACCCAGUCUAUCACCUCAGCUGCCCCUCCAGCCACCACCACCACACCCUCACCUUCAUCCUCCUCUUCCAUCCUAAGCAGUAGCCCCCACCUGGAUGCGCUCCUGGGACCCCCCAUCACCCGCAGCUCUUCCACUCCAGACAAGGCCUUCCAGCCUCCCACUUUCCAGCAGUCCCCCUUGGCCCAGGUACCCAGCUCCACCCCACGGCAGCAGCCAGCCUCCCCGCAGCAGGCUCAGACCCUCAGACAGCCUCAGGUGGAACAGCCCCAACCCAUUCUCAGCCCAACUGCACCGGCCCAGGCAGCUUCACCCCAUGGCUCACCGGGACCGAGCCCGGUGUUCAGCUCCACGCCACAGGCUCUCUUCACCUCGCCUGCACCCCAGACUCCACUUCAGGCCCAGCCACAGACACAGACACAGACACAACUUCAGGCCCAGGCUCAGCCCCAACAAGCCCGGACCAACUACAGCAACCAGAACAACUACACGGCUGGCAGCCCCGGCAACGUGAGCCAACCCGCCACCAGUUUGCCAUCCUCACCUCCAAGUGUUCAGCCAGUGGCCAUCCAGACUCAGCUCCAAGGGCUGACCACCACCUCCUCUCUGCUGGCCACGUCAGCAAGCCCACCUGUUCAAACCAUCGCGCCCCAUGUGCAGCAAGUACCCGUGCUGCUGCAGCCCCAGUUCAUCAAGGCUGAGUCUCUGCUGCUGACCACUCUCAAGCAUGACCCCUGCAUGGUCACCACUGUGGCCUCUCCCACAUCCCUGGCCACAACCACCACCCCAGUACAGAGCACUUCACUGCAGGCUUUCAUGGGCGGUGGCACCAUCCUGACCACGGUGCCGGUCAUGGUGGACACUGAGAAGCUGCCUAUCAACCGCAUUGCCAUCAGCAGUAAGCCGGCCGGCCAGCCCCACAAGGGUGAGAAACGCACUGCUCACAACGCCAUCGAGAAGCGCUACCGCUCUUCCAUCAAUGACAAAAUCGUGGAGCUCAAAGACCUGGUGGCUGGUACUGAGGCCAAGCUCAACAAGUCUGCAGUGCUGAGAAAAGCCAUUGACUACAUCCGUUACCUGCAGCAGGCUAAUCAGAAACUCAAACAGGAGAACAUGGCUCUUAAAAUGGCAGCUCAGAAAAACAAGUCGCUCAAGGACCUGGUUGCCAUGGAGGUAGAUGGACAGUCUGAUGUGAAGAACGAGCUGCCCACCCCCCCAGCUUCAGAUGUGGGCUCCCCGACUUCUUUCUCACACUGUGGCAGUGACUCAGAGCCCGACAGCCCGAUGGGGGAAGACACAAAGCCGAAUGUGGGCAUGUUGGACGGAUCGGCAGCAGGCGGUAGUGCUGGCGGCAUGUUAGACCGUUCCCGCAUGGCGCUGUGCGCCUUCACCUUCCUUUUCCUCUCUCUCAACCCUCUGGCAGCUCUGCUGUGUUCAUCUGGCAGCAGCUCAGCUGGAAGCACCGCAGCCACCACCACCCAUCACGCAGGCAGGAGCGUUCUGGGUGUGCAUAUUGCUGCGGACUCAUGGGGUUGGAUGGACUGGAUGCUACCAACUAUACUUGUAUGGCUACUCAAUGGUAUUCUGGUGUCUGGAGUUCUGAUCCGUCUCUUGGUGUAUGGAGAACCUGUAACCAGACCACACUCUGGAUCCUCUGUUCUGUUCUGGAGGCACCGCAAGCAGGCUGACCUGGACCUGGCUAGAGGGGAUUUUGCUCAGGCUAGUCAGAACCUGUGGACCUGUCUUAAGGCUCUCGGUCGUCCCUUACCCACCUCUCAGUUGGACCUGGCUUGUGCUGCUUUGUGGUCUCUGCUAAGAUUCUGCCUCCAGCGCCUCUGGGUGGGCCGCUGGCUGGCUGCCAGAGCUGGAGGGCUGCGAUCCGACCGCCCCCUGCAGGAAGAUGCCUGCAAGAGCAGCCGUGAUGCUGCCCUAGUUUACCACCGCCUGCACCAGCUUCAUAUGACAGGUAAAUUGAAUGGUAGCCACCUGUCCGCAGUGCACAUGGCUUUAAGUGCAGUGAACCUGGCAGAGUGUUCUGGCUCCUGUCUGCCUGUAGCCACUCUGGCUGAGGUCUACGUCUCUGCAGCUCUACGGGUCAAAGCCAGCCUGCCAAGGAUCCUCCAUUUCACCUCUCGUGUGUUCCUGAGCAGUGCCCGGCAGGCGUGCCUAUCCUCCAGUGGCAGCGUACCUCCAGCCAUGCAGUGGCUCUGUCACCCACUAGGUCACCGCUUCUUUGUGGAUGGGGAUUGGGCUAUUCGCAGCACUCCUAAAGAAAGCAUCUACAGCCAGGCUGGCAAUACUGUGGAUCCUCUGGCCCAGGUGACUCAGGCGUUCAGAGAGCACCUCUUGGAGAAGGCUCUGUACUGUGUCGCCCAGCCUCACGGAGAGAAAAGUUCCAGCCAGGGCGAGGGGGAGUAUGCUGAUGCCCUGGAGUACCUCCAGCUGCUGAUUAGCGCAUCAGAUGCAGCCGGUGCCACAUCCCAGUCCUUUGCGAUCGGCUCCAACAUGGCCACUGUGACUGGCUGUGACCCCCACUCCAAGUGGUGGUCCUCGGUCGCCGUGGUGAUCAUCAACUGGCUCCAAGGAGACGACGCUGCGGCGGAGAGACUGUAUCCGACUGUUGAGCACCUGCCCCGCAGUUUGCAGAACGCAGAGAGUCUUCUGCCCAAGGCGUGUCUGAACACAUUCAGGGCAGUCCGGGCUCUGCUGUCCAAGCCAGAAAACUGCCAGUUGAGUCUGAGCUACAGCGACAAGGCCAGCGCCCUGCUCCGAGACAGCCUCAACCUAGGACCACACUGCCACAGCUCCAGUUUAGACAAGGUCAUCCAGUUGCUCUUAUGUGAUCUGCUCUUGGUAAUGAGGACCAACGUGUGGCGUCUGCAGCAGCAAGGGGCUGGUCCUGCAGGGUCUGGGCCGGUGGGUACCAGCGGCCCGCCGGGGGUCCACCAGGCCUCCCCGCCGGAGCUCCAAGGCUUUCAGCAAGAUCUCAGUUCCCUGCGCAAACUGGCGCACAGCUUCAGACCUGCAAUGCGAAGAUUGUUCCUCCAUGAAGCUACAGCCAGGCUGAUGGCGGGGGCCAGUCCCACUCGCACGCAUCAGCUCCUGGAUCGCUCGCUGCGACGCAGAGCAACACCCGGAGCCAAGACAGAGGAGUGUGAGACGCGACGCCAGCGGGAGCAGGCGGAGGCUGUGAUGCUGGCGUGCCGCUACCUUCCUCCCUCCUUUCUGUCGGCUCCCGGCCAAAGGGUGGGCAUGUUGGCUGAUGCGGCCCGCACCCUGGAGAAGCUGGGAGACAAGAGAACCCUGCACGACUGCCAGCAAAUGAUCAUCAAGCUGGGCAGCGGCACCACCGUCACCAACAGCUAGAGAGAGAGGGAAGGGGAGGCGGGGAGGGGCUGAGAGACAUGCAUGGACACUGUAUAUAGAAACAUCUCUGACAUACAGAAACAGACAGACACAUGAAAUAUGUUCUCACAGACACACAACCAUACAGUCUGGCAUUUUUGGCGUGCAGCUACUGAACAGAUUUAUCAAACUAUACAGAUUCAUAUCAUCUUGACAGGAUUUUCCUCAUGGACUGUCCCUCCCACCACCCCAACCCCACAUCAGAAGGCACUUAUAGAGUUCACACUGUUAUUGCUACGGAUUAUUAUCAGAAUAUAGGAUGCAUUUUUCUCUCUUAGCGAGCUAAUUUCCCC